ACGGGUAGAGCGCCGGAACUUCCGGUCCGCCCGGCUCCUCCGAGAGUGAGUGGCGUCACGGCGGCACGACGAGACGGAGCGGGUAGAGUGGCGCGUGGAGAGUGGUCCUCCAGCGCGGUGGCGCAGAGAGGGACCGGAAGUUGCCGUCGGAGCGCCGGAAAUGGUGUUUGCCAUGGUGGUCGCGUGGGCCUAGGCCGGGCCUGGCUGUAACCCCCCCGGCCCAGCCCGGCCCCGCCAUGACGCAGGCGGAGAUAAAGCUCUGCUCCCUGCUGCUGCGGGAGCACUUCGGGGAGAUCGUGGAGAAGAUCGGGACGUACCUGGUGAGGACGGGCAGCCAGCCGCUGCGGGCCAUCGUCGCUGACACGGGGCUGGCGCUGGACCAGGUGAAGAAGGCGCUGUGCGUCCUCAUCCAGCACAACCUGGCCACCUACCAGCUGCAGAAGCGCGGCUUCGUGGAGUACGAGGCCCAGUGCCGGCGCGUGCUGAGGAUCCUGCGCUACCCGCGCUACAUCUACACCGCCAAGACGCUGUACGGCGACACGGGCGAGCUCGUCGUGGAGGAGCUGCUCCUCAACGGCAAAAUGACGAUGAGCGCGGUGGUGAGGAAGGUGGCGGACAGGCUGACGGAGACCAUGGAAGAUGGGAAGACCAUGGACUACACGGACGUCUCGCACACGUUUGUGCGCCUGGCGGACACGCACUUCGUGCAGAGGUGCCCGCAGGUCCCCGAAGGCCCCCAGGGCCCGGAUGCGCCUCCCCCCCCUGCGCCCACCUUAGUGAUCAACGAGAAGGACAUGUACGCCGUGCCCAGGCUGAACCUCGUCGGGAAAGGGAAGCGGAGGCGGUCGUGCGAUGAGGAGGAGAGCGGCGGCCCCAAGGCCAAGAAGCAGAAGCAGGAUGCGGGCGGCGCGGAGCCCCCCCCCGACGACGGCAUUUACUGGCAAGUGAACAUCGACCGCUUCCACCAGCACUUCCGAGACCAGGCCAUCGUCAGCGCCGUGGCCAACCGCAUGGACCAGACCAGCAGUGAGAUCGUGCGCACGAUGCUGCGGAUGAGCGAGGUCACCACGGCGUCCGGCGCGGCGCACACGCAGCCGCUCUCCGCCAACGAG
This is a messenger RNA of Numida meleagris (helmeted guineafowl), 1112 nucleotides long. RefSeq names its product RNA polymerase III subunit C (gene POLR3C). NCBI's taxonomy places the organism in Eukaryota, Metazoa, Chordata, Aves, Galliformes, Numididae. Gene Ontology annotation, cellular component: RNA polymerase III complex. The record is from RefSeq and is a predicted model, not a curated record. Gene Ontology annotation, biological process: DNA-templated transcription. Gene Ontology annotation, molecular function: single-stranded DNA binding.